Besnoitia besnoiti is the source of this 3477-nucleotide messenger RNA. RefSeq lists its product as uncharacterized. The transcript has 4 exons. The record is from RefSeq and is a predicted model, not a curated record. The coding region runs from base 1 to 3477 and encodes 1158 amino acids. Lineage: Eukaryota; Apicomplexa; Conoidasida; Eucoccidiorida; Sarcocystidae.
AUGUUGCGAAGCACGCCGCCGGGGAACUGGAGAAAGCGAAGGGAGGAGGAAGAAGGCAUCCACGAGGAGAACGAACCCGCGGUGCAGCCAGAGGAGGGCGAGGACAGCGUAUCGUCAGCGGCAGCGGGAGCGGAGACGGAAUUCGACAUGCAGAGUGGAGGCAGCGAAUCCGCCGCGUCGCCUUUUUGUGCGCCUUCCCUCUUCGAUGAGAGAUCGGAGGGAGAGCAAAGGGGAGACAAUGUCGAGAGCAGGGAAGCGGCGGAGGGAGCACAUUCUCCCCACCCAGAGCCUUGCGGGGGCAGCGAGAGCUCGAUGAGCAGCUUCGACGUACUCAGCUCAAAUGUCGAAGAGGACGACAGCGACGACGAUGAGGAUGAAGACGACCCUGUAGGGGUUUUCUUGGAUACGCGCUCGGGCGUUUCCUCACUCACAUGCGCCGGCCUCGCCUCGCUGACAGGUGCGUCCACCUCGUCUGCCGCGCUGUGCGAGCGAGACGACUGCAGCCCCGUGAGGCCGCCAGAGCUUCCUACCACCCCGGGGCGUUUAUUUCUACCGCCGCAGGCGCGGUCGUCCUCAUGUGGAAACCCUGCCUUUUCUCCCAGUGCUGAAGCAGAGCGCAGUGGAGAGGGAGACGCGCAUUCGGCCGGACGUGGCGGUGUCGCCGGCGUCGAGGGAGGAAGGCUCGGUGCAGGCGAGGGCCUCAGGGAGCCUGACGCGUCUGCUGCGGUGUCGCCUCUCACAGCCGUUCCGCGAGGCCUCGCGGGUGAAGGUCAGAAACAAAACGGCCAAGCGGCUGUCUGCAUGUCGUCCCUGGCCGCGGGUGGAGACUCGCCGAUUCUUCAGAGAGGCGCUCUGUGUGAGUGCAGCGGCGCUGCUGGCGGCAUAGGUGGACGCGACGAGUCCUCACGCGUGGAAGAAGACCGCGAAGCAGGAGCAAGCCUGGCGUGCGCAGGUUUUCCCUCGCUUUUUGCAGAGAGGACUGCUCACGCCUGGGGUGGAGGCGCCGGAGCAUCGCAGCAGGGCGAAGAACUGCUCCCGGAAGCCGAGCGGAAACCCGACAACGAGGCGGGCCUGAGUUUCGAGAGCGGCGCGGCAGAGAGACAUCGAGAGGCGCGGGAGCGUGAAGCCGCGGCGGCGUCGCCUCGUGUGUCCGGGCAGUUGGGAGAGAACAGGCUUCAGCAGGGAGACGCUACAGGUGCACAGAGCGACGUCGCCGAAGCUCAGCCGGCAACUGGGGGCGAUGCAGUCGUAGAACGAUCCGGCAGUGGUCUUGAAGGAGAAAUGUGGACUGAGGUGGAGAGGAAAAGCGAAUUUGCCUGCUUCGGAGAUCCGAAGUCCGAGCUCUCGGGAGACGACAGGCCCAGCAGUUUCGGGGACUCGGCCUUGAACAGCCGGCAAAGCUGCCUGCAGGACGCUCGGGUCGAUGCCAAAGUCCAGCAGCUGCAGCGAACGGUGAACACUCUCAAGGAUUCAACCGAGGGCGAAUUACUUCGUCUGCGGGAGAAGAGUGAGGAACUGGAGGCCUUGGUGUAUGCGUUGGUGUCGUCCUCCUCCCCGUGUUCGCUGCCGCCCUGUCCGUCUCCUGCGUCGUUCGAGACCGCAGUCUCGUCGCGGUUCGUUGGGCGACCUGCGACCUCGUGUGACUCUUGGCAGGUCGGCGAGCCGUUUCGGGGCCUGGCAGGAGCCGUGGAGUGUCGGGCCUUUGGCGGCGUGCGGCUGGCGUCUCUGCCUUUCUUGUCGGCGGCCGAGACGCGGAAGCCGUCGCCCGACUGCAGACACCUGCCGAGUGAAGGCACUGAGGCGCGGCUGCCGGCGCCACCGCGCUUCGGCCUCCAGGCGCCACGGGGAGUCCCAGGCGACGCGUUCCUCGACGAGGCGCCGCGCGAGAAGCUCGGCGCGCCGCGCUCGUUCUUCAGCCAGGCCUCGGCGUUGUUUGCGAUUGAAGGCAGCUCUGCGUGGGUCGAUGCGCAGCAGUACGCGACGGCAGUGCCGUCGAAUAUUAUCCUCGCGGCCAGCGAGGCGCCUGAGGGCGCGGAGACGCCGACGGCGCGCGAGGGUGGCGAGAAGAAGAAAAUGAAGAAGCGCGGGUUCGACGACGUCGUCGGCAGGCGAGUGUCCCCCUCCAUAUCGGCUUUUUCGGGCCGCUUGCAGGAGACUGCGGCCUUCGGUCUCGCCGCGCACGGCGACCGCCCGACGCAGCAUUCCAGCGGGAGAGAGCGAGAAAGCCGUCGAGGCGGCGUGGGCGCCAACGACGGCGCAGCGCCGACCGCGGCACGUGCUAGCGCGGGUGUCCCCUUCCUGUCAAUGCAUCCGACCGACUCGCGACUGCCAGCGGCGCUCGCAGCGGAGACUUCUGCGGAGGCACAGAAGCCGAAGAAGACGCUUGCGUCCGUGGUCACCUUUUUCCAGAGUCGCGCGAAACAGUCGGGCGUGUGCACUCUCAGUGCGGCGGCCUCUGCGGCGCAGACGACGCCCUGGGUUGAGAAGCUACGCGAAGUUGGCGAGCGGCUCGUCUUCGAGGCGAAACGCGAGGCGCAAGAGAACCAGGCGAUGGGGCAGGAGGACGGCGACGUGACAGAAACAGAGGAAGACGAGUGCGAGCGCGAGGAACGAAGAACGGCCUCUUUUUGGGAUGAACCCGAAACCCGGAGCCCAGAUGGCGUCGCGGCGGAGACCGUGAGCGAGGACGAAGAAGACUACGCAUUCGUGGUCGGGGAUGCCUGCGACGCCUGGGAGGCCGACGCGCCGCAGAGAGAGGCAGGCGAGGACCUCGGCGGCGACGCGCAGGACGCGGAAGACGCCCAGCAGCCGGAAGACGAGAAGAAGGCGGCCGAAGGCGCAGACGCCGUCAGCGGAGCUCAGGAGAUGCACAGGAGAAAGAACGUCAUGCACAUCAAGUCCUUCUUCGCGGGAACAGGGUUCUUCGGCGGGUCGCAGGGUGGGAGGGGGGCGGGCCGCGAAGAAGGCGCCGACCCAGAGUUCGCGUCGACGCAGGAGGAAGACGAAGAAGACGGCGAGCUGUCUGAGGACGAAGAGACCUACAGGUCGCCAGCCUCUCAGUCCGUGCCGCCGCCGUGGCUGGCGGAUCUGCUGCCGUUUCUGAAUCCACUGAGCUACCCUGUGCGACUCCUCGCGCGCGUGUUGGGUUUGAACAUCAACGGGAGCUUCGAUCGGUGGCGGACGGAAGUGCAGCGGCAGUCGCUGCGGGGGACGGCGGUGCUGGGCGUCCUGGACGCGACCGUCUGCGUGGGGCUCGUCGUGGGUCUGGUCUGUCUCAGUCUCUUUGUGGGACGUGUGCUGUUCAAGACGAUGUACGUCCACGUCCAUGCCAUCGAGGAGGAGAAAGUCCCGCACUACUUCGAAGGCUUCACGUACAAAUUCUGGGGAAAGAAGCCGAUCUACUUCUCCGACGUCCAGGGGCGCGACGCCGCCUGGGUCGCCCAGCGCGUCAACUGGUACCGACCCCACGGAUACUGA